This is a messenger RNA of Dentiscutata erythropus, 1386 nucleotides long. The record is from the annotation of a GenBank genome assembly. NCBI's taxonomy places the organism in Eukaryota, Fungi, Glomeromycota, Glomeromycetes, Diversisporales, Gigasporaceae.
AUGUCUUCCCCAAAAGGCAUUCGUGUAGUGUGCGCGAUAGAUUUUGGUACAAAAUAUUCGCGUUUUGCAUACACUCAUGUAGUAAAUCCUAAAAUUAUAGUGAAUGAAAGUUGGCCUGAGCAAACAGGUUUUCCUGCGUUGGCUCAACGAUAUAAUCGUCGAAGGAAAAAUAAUUCAAGACCUGUUGAAUUAUUUAAAUUGCAUUUGAUGGACGUGCCGGAAGAUCGAAAGCCUAUUUUGCCAGAAAGAUUAGAUUAUAAGAAAGCAAUCGCUGAUUAUCUUUCUGAAGCUGCUGCGAUUUAUUGUAUAAGAUCUUUAAAUGAAUAUUCUAUGACUAAAGUUGGGAACAUAGGCGGUGAUACCGUAGACAUAACAAUAAGAAAAAUAUUACCAGGUAAUAAAUUAGGCGAAAUAACCGAACAAAUUGGUGACUUUUGUGGUGGAAGUUUUGUCGAUAAAGAGUUUAUCAAUUUUCUUACUCUAAAAGUUGGUAAACUUGCUAUGAAUUCAGUUAAAGAUAAUAAUUAUGAUUUAUUACAAUACCUGGCUCAAGAAUUUUGUCGAGUUGCUAAAUUCCCAUUUACUGGUGAACAGAAAGACUUUAAAACAUUUGAAUUGGAUCUUGAAAAUUUGUGUCCAGUUUUAAAAAAUUAUGUUGAUGAUACUACUGAAAAACAAUUGGAAGAAUUAGAAUGGGUGAUUGAUAUUGAAUUUGAAGAUGUUAAGGGAAUGUUUGAUCCCGUAAUUGGCAGGAUCAUUCGUUUGAUACGUGGUCAAUUGGAUGCAUGUAAGAAUUGUACUGCGAUUUUUUUGGUAGGUGGGUUUAGUGAAUCUAAAUACCUGCGAAAAAGGAUCAAGGAAGAAUUUGGCAAAAGAGUACCUAUUAUUUCAAGUCCUGAUAAGCCUAUUACUGCUAUUGUCCGGGGAGCUUUACUUUAUGGUCUCGCUGUAGUAAAAUCACGUGUAUUGAGGUAUACCUACGGUAUUAGAUCCUUAUCUGAUUGGCAACCUGGUGAUCCUGUGAACCGAAGAACUCCUGAUGGAAAGAUCUUUAAAUUUCAUAACUUAAUACAGCGUGGAAAGAAAGUAGAGAUUAAUGAACAAGUUUCUGAUAUUCUUCGUGUUGCACAUGCGGAUCAGGUAGAUAUGUGCAUGGAUAUAUAUGUUACACGUGCGUAUGAGGUAAAAUAUUGCGAUGAACCUGGUGUUGAAUUACUUGGAAAGCUUACAAUUAAUAUGCCCGAUAAACAUCUUGGACUUAAUCGCUCAGUUGUCUACACGCUUUCAUUUGGAGAGACAGAAAUUAGGGCCACUACAAAGAACAAAGCAGGAAAAGAAUAUCAUACCAUUUUCGAAUUAAUUUUCGACCAGAAUUACAUAUUUUAA